AUGGCAGCUUUAAAAGCUUUUUUAAUGAAUCGUGUAGCUAUAUUAUUAUUAAUAGGUGCCUCUGCUAAAUCCGCACAAUUAGGAUUACAUAGUUGGUUAGCUAGUGCCAUGGAAGGACCAACUCCUGUUUCAGCAUUAAUUCAUGCUGCAACAAUGGUAACUGCCGGUGUUUAUCUUUUAAUGCGUUUUAGUCCUUUAUAG
This is a messenger RNA of Synchytrium microbalum, 201 nucleotides long. RefSeq lists its product as uncharacterized. Gene Ontology annotation, biological process: ATP synthesis coupled electron transport; electron transport coupled proton transport. The transcript is spliced from 2 exons. NCBI's taxonomy places the organism in Eukaryota, Fungi, Chytridiomycota, Chytridiomycetes, Synchytriales, Synchytriaceae. Gene Ontology annotation, molecular function: NADH dehydrogenase (ubiquinone) activity. The record is from RefSeq and is a predicted model, not a curated record. Bases 1 to 201 code for a protein of 66 amino acids.